AUGAACGAGGACCCACGCACGGCGACGCGCGUCGACGUCGUCGUCGCCGGGAACGGGCCGAUCGGCGCGGCGUGCGCGAGGCACGUCAGCGAGCGUCGACCGGAGCUGCGCGUGGCGGUGCUGGACAGCGAGCGGCUGCGGAGCGGGAGCGAUGAUCUGGGACGCAUCGCGCGGCCGCUCGACGCGGAGGGACGAGACGAGUGGACGGCGCUGAACGCGCGAUCGAUCGAUGGGUUCGAGGAAGCGGAGCGACUGAGCGGGAUACAGUUUUUCACGCGUAAAGGGUCGCUGGCGAUCGGGAGCGAGGCGUUCGUGGAGCGAGGGGCGGCGCGGUUGCGAGCGCGAGGGGUGACGCACGAGCGAAGGACGAACGCGGACGGCGGCGUCGCGGAGGCGUGGGGAUUUCUCGCGCGAGAUGGGAUUCCGAGCGAGUACGAGGCGGUGUGGGACGAAGUCGGGGGGUACGUGAACCCGCACGCGAUGCGAGCGGCGCAGAACGCGCUGAUGCGGAGGGCGAGCGAGGGGAGGGCGACGGUGACGCGGACGACGUGCGAACGCGUGGAAUCGAACGCGGCGACGGGCGAGUGCGAGGUGCGCACGUCCACGGGGGAGACGUACGCGUGUGACGUGUGUGUGCUCGCGUGUGGGUUCUACACCGAGCCCCUGGCGCGCGAGUGCGGGUUAUUGACGGACGACGCGAGCGCGGAUUUCGGCGACGUGAAAAUCGCGCGGCGCACCGUUUUACUCGCCGAGGUGCUCGAGUCCGAAGCGCUCGGCGCGCUCGCGACGAUGCCCACGAUCAAGUACGAGGCGAAAUCCGUCUACGUGUUGCCGCCGAUUUAUUACCCGGGCCCCGAACCCGCGCCGGGGUGGUACAUCAAGAUCGGUGGAGGCCCGCUCGACUACUUCGACAAGAGCGACCCGAGUUGGGCUCGCACCGAACGCGAGCUCGCGGAUUGGAUGUCCAGCGACGGCGACGAAGUCGUGGCGGAUCAGCUCCAAGAAAUCUUAUUCCACUUGUUUCCUUCGACGAAUUUCCAAAGCUUGACGUCCAAGGCGUGCGCGUACUCCACGUCCGACGACGGUUCGUUGAAAAUUCAAACACUAGGCCCAGGCGCGAACAUCAUAGCCGUCGGUGCGUGUCAGGGCAAGGGCGCCGGACCCGCGGACGCGAUCGGCGCCGACGUCGCCGAGCGCGCGCUCCGGGCGCUCGACGCGCGCCGCGCGCCGUAA
Messenger RNA from Ostreococcus lucimarinus CCE9901, 1233 nucleotides. RefSeq lists its product with no specific name. Bases 1 to 1233 code for a protein of 410 amino acids. Lineage: Eukaryota; Viridiplantae; Chlorophyta; Mamiellophyceae; Mamiellales; Bathycoccaceae. Gene Ontology annotation, molecular function: sarcosine oxidase activity; flavin adenine dinucleotide binding. The record is from RefSeq and is a predicted model, not a curated record. The transcript has 2 exons.